AUGGCCUACAUCACGCUUCUCUCUGUUAUAGUGGUAGCGGCGGUGAUCAUCAUCGUUGAGCGCCUCGAAAGAAACAAGAGACUACCGGGGUAUCUCAGGCCGUUACCUGGACCGAAGGGCUUGCCAGUAAUAGGUAGUGUUCAUGAGCUACCGGAGCGCAACAGCUGGAUGAAGUUCCAUGAAUGGGGCGAGAAGUAUGGAUCGAUCUACCAAGUCAAUCUCGCUGGCGUCAACCAUGUUUGGAUCACCAGGGACAGCGUCGCACAUGAUCUAUUGUCCAAGCGGAGCGCCAUCUACUCAGACCGGCCAUUCAUUCCUGCUCUGGAGCAGGAUAAUCGAACCAGUGGUCAAUAUCUUCCUUUAAUGAGUCGGAAUGACAAGUGGACUAGACAGCGCAAAUUCGCCAAGCAGAUAAUGGACACUUCUGAGAAGGCAUCAUUUUACGGCUAUCCCGAGCUUGAGUCUAUCCGUCUGUUAUUCGAACUCAUGACUAAGCCACUGGAGUACAAUGUUGCCAUGGAGUCUUUCAUCGCGCGUGUCACAAGCAGGCUGGCAUGGGGUACAGCCACACCAUCUGAUGAGCUCAAGCAACGAGCAAGAGAGCUACUGGUUGGUGUCUCCCCAUCUGGAGCUCUGGGCAACAAGCUUCCCUUCAUUAUGUCGCUGCCGGAACAGCUGGCAAGCGCAAAAGCAUGGGAGGCCAGAAGAAGCAGGACCGAGAAGAAGUUCUUCGAGACAAUGCAGGACGAAGUGCGAGAUAGCAUGCACGCCAACAACUUUCCUAAACCUGCCGCAGCACCUUUGUUCAGCGCGCCUAGAUCACGACCUUCCUGGAUGCGAAUGUUCCUCGAGCGCAAACCAUCAUGGGGAUUCGCAUCGGAGCUUGAAGGGGCCUUUGCAGUAGGCAUGCACGGUAUAGCUGGUGCUCUUACCAUUGCCGCGCCCAUGCAGAGCUUCUGUCUUGCGCUCUGCCACUAUCCACAAUAUCAGCCAAUCCUGCACGAGGAGGUUGAUCGAGUCCUGGGUGAUCGCAUGCCGACUUUCGAGGAUAUGGCACACAUGCCCGUGUUACGAGCAUUCAUUCGCGAGACGCUGCGCUGGCGCCCACCUGUGCCUACUGGUAUCCCACAUGAAGUCAUCCAGGAUGACAUGUACAACGGCUACCACAUUCCCGCUGGCUCGGUGAUCCAUCCGUUGGAGUGGUCUAUCUCACGGGAUCCGAAGGUCUUCCUAGAACCUGAUGAGUGGAAUCCGAUGAGAUGGUUGGAAGCGCAGUAUCCCACCUACCAGGAGCCAUUGAACAAGUACCCCACCAUCACCCAAUACAGUCAAUUCGGCUACGGCAGACGGAUCUGUCAGGGUAUGGGCGUUACGGAAGCCGAUCUAUUCGUCGGUCUUGGUAGUGUUGCCUGGCUCUUUUCGAUGGGCAAGGAUGAGCCGGAGCCCGAGGUAGUAUUGGAGCCAGAAACCGAGCCGGAGAUUAUGCAGCAGCCAGCGCUAUACCAAGCGCAGGCUGAAGAGCGACUGCCCGGUCUGAGUCCACCAGUCUCGCCUACGACGAAGACUCGUUCUCAUCACCGUGUCCUGUCGAGUGAACAGCUCUUCUUCGAGCAAAACGCCGAGCGCAUCAAGCGACGAUCAUGGCGAAGCAGCGAGGUGAGCUUCGCAUGUUCUCAAGGAGAAGAGGAGUCUUCUACAAUAUCCAGCGACGGAGGCAGUGAUGUCGGCGAUGCGGAUCCGAUCAAAACGGCGCUCAGUCGACUCACUUUGAAUCGCAACGACUCCGCUAUCAGCAUUCCGGGCGAGUUCCCGGUCCUCCGAAUCGAAGUUGCACCGCCAGCGCCUCCCGCCACACCACUGGAACACAAAUCACGGCAACCAUCGCCUGCUCGGUCGCCACCACAAGCAUCUGCCUCAGCAUCCACAUCGGCUGUUGACAAAAGCAUGGAUAAGGAAGACCCUACAAUGAACUUCUCCACCCUCCUCAUAGCGAAACCACUACCUUUCAAGUUCAACCUCCAGAUCCGCAACAAAGAACGUGCUCGUAUGGUAGCGCGCAAAUGGGCAGAAUUGAAAGUCGAAGGCGAAUUUGAAGAUGCGAGGAUAUACUGGGGUGACGGAAAGUCUACGGCUGGUAAUAAGGAGUUUGGUUGGGGUGAAGUGUGCACCUGA
Messenger RNA from Recurvomyces mirabilis, 2172 nucleotides. RefSeq lists its product as uncharacterized. The record is from RefSeq and is a predicted model, not a curated record. The transcript has 3 exons. NCBI's taxonomy places the organism in Eukaryota, Fungi, Ascomycota, Dothideomycetes, Mycosphaerellales, Teratosphaeriaceae. Gene Ontology annotation, molecular function: heme binding; iron ion binding; monooxygenase activity. The coding region runs from base 1 to 2172 and encodes 723 amino acids.